GACCCCGGCUGCUCCAAGAAGGGGCAGUGGGCGUGUCCGGGGGCGGGGCUUGGAGGGUCGGCCCCGCCCUCCGGGAGGCUGGGUCUGAGCCCUGGCCCUGUGGUCCCUUUGGUCUCCGUCCUCAAACGCUGUGGCCCCUACUCUGCAGGGUUUGUAUCAUGAAUGGAUGUUGAACUUUGUCAGACAUUUUGUCUAUAUUGGAUCUAUUGAGAUGAUCAUUGAAAGAGUUGCUGGCUCAAACUGAACACUGUAACCAGAAAAGGCUGCAGCUAAACUCCUCCCCCACCCUGCCCCCUAUGGACUUGAUUGUAAUCCUAUAUCCCCAUCCUUAAGGACCUGUGCGCCAAUGAGAUACCUGUGCAUCUCUAAUGGCCUUUGGGGCACUGCCCUAAGCUUAGGCUAUUUACAUUCCCCCACGCCACGUGUCUGAGAGAGACCUCCAGAUUCCAGUGGCCAGUAUGCCGGUCUCCUUUCCCGUGUUCCCGGAAUAAAGGCCUCUUUUGUCUUAUACUCCUCGACUUUUGGAAGCAUCUUUUAUCCUUUGAAGACAGACCUAUCAUUUGGUGCCCUGUGACUCGAUCGGCGGGCAACUGACUUGGGACACACCCCCAGUUGGGCCCCUUGCCGAUUCACGAACCGAAACCAUCACGGCUUAACUCUGCGCUCCUCCUGCCAGGACGCGUCCCAUCUCCUGCCAGCUGCCUCCACUCACCGCAGCCCCGAUUGAUUUAAGGUGAGCACGCUCUGCAAGACUCUUAUCACUGGGCCCGGACCCAGUCAACUGGUCUAUCCCCCGUUUGCGUUUGCCUCGCCGCGUGGCGCUACGGGUUGCUGAUAGCUUUUCCUUUGUGCCACGGGAUUUUGCCUGCCCUAUUCACCGAUGGGUAAUUUCCUUCCUACAUCCCAAAAAACGCCUCUACAAUGUUUAAUCUCCAAUUUACGUACUUUAAAAAUUAAGAAUACCAUAAAAACUAAAUUAUUAACUUUUUACUGCCAGGAAGUUUGGCCUACCUACCCACUCCCUGGCAAACGCUGGCCUCCAGAAGGGACGUUCGAUGUUUCAAUUCUACAAACACUCUAUGAUUUCUGUAAGGCCAGCGAUAGAGUCAUGGAACUCCAAUACAUAGAGGCAUUUUUGGUUCUGAGGACGCGCCAAUCCCUCAUUAGAUCUUGUGCUCCCGCUGAGAUCCUUUUGGCCACCGAUACUGUGGCUCAAACUGUUCCAUCCUGCCCUCCAGAUUCGCUUGAGGACGUACCACCAGUCUUCAGGUCACUGCCAGCCGCUUACACAGCUCGUUCUGUCCCAUUACCCCUCGCUGGCCAUCCCCCUGUGCCCAGUUCCCUCAGUUGUGCGGGUCACCAUGUGUCACAGUUACGAUCCUCCUCCCCUCCCCCUUCCGCGAUGCAGGCUCCUCCUGGCGGCUCUGCUCCGCCUUCUGAUACCUUUUCACCGCCUGCGUACCACACUAGGUCACGUUCAUUGUGCCCCGCUGGCACACAGCGUGAUCUUUCUGGCUUGCGCGGACAGCCACCAUGCCCGCCGUGCUCGGGCAGCUAUGCCGGUAACAGGGCGCCGCCAUGUUCCGGAAGUUCAGGCAGGUCAUGUGGGCAUGGAGCACUGCCCAGUUUCCUUAGUUGCGAUAGUGACGGGGCGCCGCCACGUUCCGGAAGCUCAGGCGAGCAGCAUGGCGAUGGAACGCUGCUGGGUUCAUUUGGUUGCCGUAGUGAUGGGGCGCCGCCAUGUUCCGGAAGUUCAGACGCGACGUGUGGCGACGGAGCGCCGUUGGGUUCAGAUCGUUGUUAUCACGAUGGGCCGCCGCCAUGCUCAGAGGGGUCACAUGGCAUGCCGCCAUGUUCAUUUGGUUACCAUGACAACAGGGGGCAACCAUGUUCUUUCUGGUCUCACGAUCAACGGGCGCCCUCUAGUGGCUCCCCUUGUAAGCAUCAACGGCUGCCCUGUCGUGCUUCUUUUGAGCCACACAAUGCCAUGUCCACUGCCUAUACUUCCUCCUCAGAGGGUAAGCAGCAGCCGCUCUGUAGCCGCUCUUCAGAUAACUACUCACACGCGUCUACUGGGCGGAUAGCUGCUCAGUGGCACUCUCCUCUGCGUCCCUCUCCUCAAGCUCUGCUGCCACUUCGAGAGCAAGCUGACCCCGAAGGCCUUGUAAAUAUUCAUGUGCCAUUUUCUCUUUCUGAUUUGUCUCAGAUUACCCAUAAAUUGGGCAGCUUUUCUGUAGACCCACAAAAUUAUAUCAGACAAUUUGAAUUUAUUACCAAUUGCUAUGAUUUACAUUUUAAAGAUGUUUAUGUGAUUUUAAAUACUACCCUUAGCUCACAAGAACGGAACCAGCUGUGGCAAGCAGCUCGUGAGGAGGCGGACCGAAGACACAGGACAAAUACGAUUGAGAAUGACCCUGGCCCUGUAGCUGUGCCUGACCAAGACCCUAACUGGAACUAUCAAAAUGGUCAAGGCUCAAGAAAAUUACAUAAGAUGAUAGAGUGUCUGAUUGUGGGCCUUAAUAAGAUUGCUCACAAACAUACUAAUUAUAACAAGCUUUUAGAACAGGUCCAAGAGGCUAAUGAAAACCCGGCUGUGUUUCUGAAUUGGCUUCGGGAAACCUUAAUUAAAUAUACCAAUGUAGACCCAGACUCUCAUGAAGGGAUGAUUGUAGUUAAUUCCUAUUUUAUUUCACAGUCUGCUCCUGAUAUUCGUGCAAAACUACAAAAGGUUGAACAAGGCCCUCAGACUCCACAAGGAGAUCUACUUAAAUUGGCCUUCCGUGUCUUCAACAACAGAGACAAGCUUCAAAAAGAGGAAAAGCAAGCUCAAAAAUUAAGGCUUGCUAAAUAUCAGUCUGACCUCUUAGCAGUGGCACUCGGGGCUCCCAAAACAAACAAUCCACAACAAGGUGUGGCUGCCCAAGCCCCGUUCAGACCAUGCUUCAAAUGUAACAAGCAAGGACACUGGGCACGAGACUGCCCCAACCCUGGCACUCCUCCUGGGCCCUGCCCAAUCUGCAAAGAUGAAGGGCGAGCGACUAGGCCAUCCUCUAAUCCCUUGCUCUCACAGGAGGCUUCAUCAAUGCCAGAUUCGUCGCUGACUGACCUGCUCGGACUUGCUACAGAAGAAUGAUGGGGCUCGGGGCUCAUGGCCCCCACUCCAGUCACCUUGACGGAGCCCCGAGUCUCAUUGGAGGUCUCAGGCAAAAUAAUAUCUCUGCUUGUAGACACGGGGGCCACCUAUAGUGUGCUUCCUGAAUUUUCAGGACAUUGUACUAAGUCUCAGAUCUCUGUUGUGGGUGUUGACGGCCAGCCAAAUCAACCUUUACAGACUGGGCCUAUCCCAUGCAGAUUCCAGACCCUUUUCUUUACCCAUAGCUUCCUCGUAAUCCCAACAUAUCCCACGGCCCUGUUAGGUAGAGACCUCCUUUAGAAGCUUAAUUUUUCCUUCACUUUCUCUCUCCCCACAGCUCUAAUCCUCCAAACUGCCUCACAAUGCGUCACAAAGCCAUUCCCCCCUCUUUCUCCUUCUUUGGUUGACCCCACAGUCUGGGACACAUCCAAUCCCACUCUGGCUACACAUGCCACGCCUGUUUUAAUCCGUCUCAAGGAUCCCUCAAUUUUUCCCUGCGUUCCCCAAUACCCCAUAGCCCCCCAACAUUUAAGGGGGCUUAAACCCAUCAUUAAGCGGCUUUUAGACAAUGGAUUUCUUAAACCUACCCAUUCACCCCACAAUACUCCCAUUCUCCCAGUGCUCAAGGCUGAUGGGUCCUAUCGCCUGGUACAGGACCUUAGGGUGAUCAACAGUGCUGUCACCCCAACUUACCCAGUGGUGCCAAAUCCUUAUACCAUGCUCUCUCAUAUCCCUUCCUCCACUACUCACUUUACAGUUAUAGAUCUUAAAGAUGCCUUCUUCACUAUCCCCCUACACCCUGAUUGCCAGAACCUCUUUGCGUUUACAUGGACUGACCCAGACACUCUCAGGUCUCAGCAACUUACUUGGACAGUACUCCCCCAGGGGUUCAGGGAUAGUCCCCACUUCUUUAGUCAGGCUCUUGCUACUGACCUCACAGAACUCAAUCUCAAACCUAGUGUUCUGCUCCAAUACAUAGACGACCUCCUAUUAUGCUCUCCAUCCCAUAUGUUAGCCAUACGCCACUCAGCCAGUCUUCUUAAUUUCCUUGCUAGCCGUGGAUACAGGGUGUCUCCCACCAAAGCCCAGAUAGCCUCCCCAAAAGUCAAAUACCUAGGUCUUGCUCUCACCCCCACCACUCGCUCCAUCACCUCAGAUCGUAAGGCAGUUCUUCGUGAUCUCCAGGUGCCCACAACUAAACGGCAGGUUACAUCUUUCCUGGGUUUAGCUAAUUUUUUUCGUCUUUGGAUUCCUAAUUUUGCAGCCCUAGCUCAACCUCUCUACAAGGCUGCUAAGGGUUCCUUAUCAGAACCCCUGGACCCUACUAGGCCCAUACAUGCCUCCUUUCAAAAACUAAAAGAGGCUCUCCUAAAAGCUCCAGCUCUUACCCUUCCUGAUCCCACCCAACCUUUCAUCCUAUACACUACUUGUCAGGGCCACAACGCUAUAGGUGUACUAGGACACAAAAAGGGACCUUCUUUUCAAGCAGUAGCUUACUUAUCUAAACAGUUAGAUCACACAGUAAAAGGAUGGGCUCCUUGUCUCCGAGCUCUUGCAGCUGCAGCCCUCCUGACACAGGAAGCUAAAAAGUUUACAUUGGGACAAUCUAUUACAGUACACUCACCUCAUCACUUACGUGACCUUAUCUCACAUAAGGUGCUCCCCGCCCUAAUGACCCCUUCUCGCCUUCAACAGGUACACUUAGCUCUCUCUCAAGACCCUUGCAUCUCUAUUGCAACUAGUGGUCCUCUUAAUAUAGCGACCUUACUUCCCACCUCAGAAGGCCCUCCUCACCAUGACUGUAUAGAGUUUUUACAGAUGACUCCCACUUCUUUCCCUCACAUCAGUAGCACACCUCUCUCCUUGGCCUUUGACACAUGGUUCAUAGAUGGCAGUUCAACAAACACAGACAACCAAAAGAAGGCGGGAUACGCAAUAGUUAACCAGUCAAAAGUUAUAGAGGCAAAUUCACUGCCACCUGGGACCUCUUCCCAGAGGGCAGAGCUUAUUGCCCUUACAAGGGCCCUUACACUAGCAAAAGACAAGAUUAUAAAUAUAUACACUGACUCAAAGUAUACAUUUAGCAUCUUACACUCUCAUGCCUCUAUCUGGCAAGAACGGGGUUUUAUUUCCACUCAAGGAACCCCCAUUAUUAAUGCCCCCCUUAUCCUUAAGCUUCUAGAGGCAGCCCAACUUCCAAAGCAGGCAGCAGUCAUCCAUUGCAGAGGACACCAAAGCUCUACAGAUCCUAUUGCUCAAGGCAAUGCCUUUGCAGAUUCACAAGCCAAGUUAGCUGCACAAGGGCCCUGCCCUUCUCAUCUUCUCCCAUUAGUCCCAAGCAGUCUACCUCAGCCCAAUUAUUCACCAGAACAGUUACAACUACUUCAUAAACCAGGUUACACACAAAACACUCAAGGAUGGAUUUUUCAGGGAUCUAAACUUGUUCUCCCACAUCAACAGGCCUCAGACAUCAUCACUGACUUACACAACUGUUUUCAUAUAGGAUCUCAGGCCCUAUACAAACUUUUGGCCCCAAUAGUCACACACCCUUCUCUAAAAGCCAUCAUUCUUAAAACAACUCACACCUGUGAUCUCUGUGCCAGAACCUCUCCUCAGGGACACAUGGCACCCCCUUCCUUUCCUACCCAUCAAUUUCGGGGACACACCCCUGGUCAGGACUGGCAGAUAGAUUUUACACACAUGCCCCGCCACAAGACUCUCAAAUAUCUUCUCACUUUUGUUUGCACCUUUUCAGGAUGGAUAGAAGCCUUUCCCACAACCAGGGAAACUGCUGAUGUAGUUACCAAAGUCAUAUUACAAGAAAUCAUUCCAAGGUUUGGUCUACCUCGGAGUAUUCAGUCAGAUAAUGGUCCCGCCUUCAUUUCUCGGAUCACUCAACAGGUAUCCUCGAGCUUACAUAUCACCUGGCACUUACACACCCCAUACCAUCCACAAUCUUCAGGAAAAGUAGAAAAGGCAAAUGGCCUCAUAAAGACACACCUUACAAAACUCACUUUAGAACUACACCAACCUUGGCCUCAACUUUUGCCCUUAGCCUUAGCCAAGCUCAGGGCACUCCCCCGGGCUCCUACUUUCUUAAGUCCUUUUGAACUUAUGUAUGGCAGGCCAUUCUUACUCCACAAUCUUCCUGCUCCCCAAAAUCUCCAUCCCCUGGCUGACUAUGUCCCAGUCCUCUCCUUCCUCCGACACCUGUUGCGACAACAUGCUGAUCUCUGUCUUCCACAGCCCUCUGGAGAGGCCAAACCAGAUCCUCCCAUAUCCCCAGGAGAUCUAAUUUAUCUCAAAUGUUCUAAAUCCACAGGACUACAACCAAGGUGGAGUGGUCCUUACCUGGUCUACUUGGCUACCCCUACAGCGGUCAAAGUUGCUGGACUCCCAUCCUGGUUUCACAUCACUCAGGCUAAAAGGUGCCCUCCCAGCACCAAAUCUGAUCAUUCUGAGUGGUCAUCUCAUCUUUUGUCGCCCACCCGUCUCCGUUUCACAAAGGCCUCGCAGCCACAGUUAACAGGCUAAGUCAUGUUUGGUUAUCCGAUUUGGUUCCUAAUUUCUUACGCUCUAUUAAUGAUCAUUUUUGCAGCAGGACUCUUGACAGUCUUUCCUAGAGACUCCCACAUCAUGCGUAAGAUCAUCUUUAUUAUGUUCUAUGUGAUAACUGUCGUGGUUCUUUCCACCCUCAGCUGUCUGGUUAAACGUGAAAUCCCUGAAAGCCUAAGCUCUCACCUUCCUUAUAUUGGUACAGCCACCGUCUCCCAUACUCCCCCUAUUUUAUCCGGCUCAACUCCUAGACCAGAGACAAGUUUUACACACCCACCCUCCUGAUGCUUUCAGAUGGGGGAGUAAUCACCUCUCAUGAUUUCAAUAACCUCACACUUAUUUUUCAGAGUUCUACCUCACCAUGAUGAUGCUCCUACCUCAAUCUACCUCACCUGGGUCCUUAAAAAUAAUAGUGCCAUGUCUCCUAAUAACAUUAUGUCUCUUUGUUUUUUCCAGUCUGACAUACGUACAUUCACCAGUAAAGUUGUCCUGGCUAAAACACCUGGCAUCAGUGUCUACCUGGGCAUCAACCUUCAUCCCGUCAAACUCCUCUAGACCCCCAAUACAACGCCCUCAGCCAGCAGGAAGUAGUUAUAGAGAGAGAUCUUCGCCCCUUUUCCUAACCUCUAACCAUAAGACGGGAUAUGAAAGAGUUGCUGGCUCAAACUGAACACUGUAACCAGAAAAGGCUGCAGCUAAACUCCUCCCCCACCCUGCCCCCUAUGGACUUGAUUGUAAUCCUAUAUCCCCAUCCUUAAGGACCUGUGCGCCAAUGAGAUACCUGUGCAUCUCUAAUGGCCUUUGGGGCACUGCCCUAAGCUUAGGCUAUUUAGAUUCCCCCACGCCAAGUGUCUGAGAGAGACCUCCAGAUUCCAGUGGCCAGUAUGCCGGUCUCCUUUCCCGUGUUCCCGGAAUAAAGGCCUCUUUUGUCUUAUA
This is a messenger RNA of Cavia porcellus (domestic guinea pig), 7624 nucleotides long. RefSeq lists its product as uncharacterized. The transcript is spliced from 2 exons. The coding region runs from base 3851 to 6667 and encodes 938 amino acids. The record is from RefSeq and is a predicted model, not a curated record. Gene Ontology annotation, molecular function: RNA-DNA hybrid ribonuclease activity; nucleic acid binding; zinc ion binding. Gene Ontology annotation, biological process: DNA integration; virion assembly. Lineage: Eukaryota; Metazoa; Chordata; Mammalia; Rodentia; Caviidae.